CCUCAAAACCACCAUCAUCAGGCACAAACAGCGUCCCUCGAUCGCCCCUCCUCCUUUACAUCCCUCCCUCUCUCUUCCUCUGUUCUGCAUUUUCCUCACUCACUCAGUCACUCAGUCAGAGGAACAUCAGAACAGACAGCUUCUCCGACACCCAGCUGUCGGACGCUGCUUCAUUUCACCACACACCAGCUCUGGGUGCAAACUCAGAAGGGGUGUUUGGGAAAUUGAAAGGCGUCCUAACAGGGCCAACAAGGACUCCAUCAUCUGAGAGCUCCAAGAAUGGGAAAAUCAGAGAGCCAAAUGGAUAUCAUGGAGAAAAGCACUAAACCGAGGAAGCAUCGCUGGACUGUGGUGGAGAUCGGACUGUCUGUCAUUGUUCUUCUGAUGAGCUGCGCUCUGGCUGGACUCAUAGUGCUCUACACUUCAGCUCUGAGAGAGCGUUUUAACAUAAAUGAUUCUUCAAAAGGGCUGAAAUAUCGAUCAAAAGCUGACAGCAAUGUCUGUACGACCCCACAGUGUGUCACUGCCGCGGCCCGACUGCUCCAGAACAUGGACCCCAGCGUGGAGCCGUGCCAGAACUUCUAUCAGUACGCAUGCGGAGGCUGGAUCGAGCGGCACGUCAUUCCAGAAACCAGCUCGCUCCACAGCGUAUUCAAUAUCCUGAGAGACGAGCUGGAAAUUGUGCUCAAGGGAGUUCUGGAGAUGGAAAGUAAGGAUGACAGAGAGGCCUUCAAGAAAGCCAAAACGCUCUACAGCUCAUGCAUGAACGAGAUUCUGAUAGAGCAGCGCGACUCGCAGCCUCUUCUCAGGCUCAUUGACAGUAUCGGCGACUGGCCCGUGGCCUCUGAGGUCUGGAACGGCACAUCAGAGCAAGCGUGGAGCCUGGAGGACACACUGGCUGUUCUGAACGCACGUUACAAUAAGAAGGCCGUGCUUGAGAUGUUUGUGUGGCCAGAUGAUCGCGACUCCAGCCGCCACAUUAUCCAUGUUGACCAACCAGCACUAGGAAUGCCUUCAAGAGAUUAUUACCUCAGUGAUGGGAACUAUAAGAAGGUGCGCGAGGCCUACCUGGAGUUCAUGGUUUCCAUGGCGAGGAUCGCACGAGAAGACAGGAACUUGACCCAGGAUGAAGAGCGAGUGUGGGAGGACAUGACUCAAGUGUUGGAGCUGGAGACAGACAUCGCUAACGCUACCUCACCUGCAGAAGAACGCAACGACAUCACCGUGCUCUACAACAAAAUGACACUGGGAGAAGUGCAGCAAGCUUUCAACCUCAAUGGCUUUAAUUGGACACGCUACAUCCAGGGUAUCAUGUCUAGCGUGUCAGUUGUGGUGCAACCCGAAGAACCCAUUGUUGUGUACUGCUCACCUUACCUGGAGAAGCUCCGUGAUGUUCUUUCCAAGCACAGUCACAGGACUCUGCAGAACUAUCUGGCAUGGAUGCUCAUCAUGGAGAGGGUCAGCAGUAUGAGCCGUCGCUUCAAAGACGUGAGAGCGCACUACAGAAAGGCUUUGCAUGGCACUACAGUGGAGGAGGCGAGGUGGAGAGACUGUGUCCGUUACGUCCAGGGCAACAUGGAGAACGCCGUCGGGGCCCUGUACGUCCGGGAAACCUUCUCUGGAAACAGCAAACGCAUGGUGGGUGAACUGAUCAAAAAGAUUCAGGAAGCUUAUGUGGAAACAUUGGAAGAAUUGAGCUGGAUGGAUGAACAAUCCAAGGAGAAGGCCAGAGAGAAGGCAAUGGCAAUAUCAGAACAAAUCGGUUAUCCCGACCACAUCCUUGAGGAGGAAAAUAAGAAACUGGACGAGGAAUACACACACCUUAAUUUCAGUGAGGAGAACUACUUUGAGAACAUUCUGGAAAAUCUGGCAGCAUCAGCCCAGAAAGGUCAUAAAAAGCUGAGGGAGCCUGUGGAUCCUGACAUGUGGAUUAUUGGUGCAGCUGUGGUCAACGCGUUCUACUCGCACAACAGAAACCAGAUUGUGUUUCCUGCUGGCAUCCUCCAGCCUCCGUUCUUCAGUGAAAAACAGCUGCAAGCUCUAAACUUUGGUGGAAUUGGGAUGGUUAUAGGACAUGAAAUCACUCAUGGAUUUGAUGACCACGGCCGGAAUUUUGACAAGGAUGGGAACAUGAACAAUUGGUGGAGCAACUACUCUGCGGAGCAGUUUGAGGAUCAAUCUAAAUGCAUGGUGGAACAGUACGGCAAAUUCAGCUGGAAACUUGCAGGAGGCCAAAAUGUCAGUGGCAUCACAACACUAGGAGAGAAUAUUGCUGAUAACGGUGGAGUUCGCCAAGCAUAUAAGGCGUAUAUAAAGUGGGUGGAGAGAGAGGGCGAGGAGCCCCAUCUUCCCGGACUGGAUAUGGAUCACAAACAGCUCUUCUUUCUGAACUUUGCCCAGGUCUGGUGUGGUGCCUGUCGCCCUGAGUAUGCCAUUCAGUCGAUCAAAACAGACCCACACAGCCCUCUGGAAUACAGGGUUCUAGGUUCCCUUCAGAACUUUGAGGCUUUUUCCGAAGCAUUUCAUUGUGCACGAGGAACUCCCAUGAACCCCGAGGAGAAAUGUCGAGUUUGGUAACCACUUCGGAGUUGCGGGAGUCUGUGUAUAUUUUACAAACGAGGCAGCGGUUAGGAGAGCUUGGAGAAUAUUAUGUUGUGCUGUUAUUCUGCAGUGGCAGCUGCCUGUCUGUUAGUCUGAUGUGACAGACAUGACCAAGGUGUUAGACACCUACAUGUGUGACUGCAUAGAUGUCUACUGUGAACUUUCAAAAGCGCACAUAUAACCAACAAGUGCAGGCGUCGUGAACGUGCACAGUGAGGGUGUUGUUUUUCUGAAAAAGAGGCAUGCUUUUUCAUCGUCUGUUUAUGAGACUUUUUAAGCAAGAUUUCGUCCUGUUUGCCUGUUUUUGUUGACACAUUAUUAGUUUUGGCACCGAAAAAUACAUGUAAACGUACUAGUUUCAUUGUAACGAGGGGGCUUAUUGACAUCAGAUUAUUUUUCCAGAUUAUGUAAACGGAUAAAUCCCUCGGUUGGCUUUUGAUUCUGUCGGCUCUCCAAGAAGAUAUCCGUUGUGCUUGAGCGAGCCCAAAAUUAGCCAACAACUGGAGGCUUGGAAGCCGAACGAGAUUGUGGUUUGAAUAGAACCCAGUCAAGGCAUCGUGUUUCGUUUCAUAAUAAGCAGCCUUGAAAUAUUUUGAUUAUUGUAUAAGAUUUUUUUUUCUAAAGCAUGCAGUGGUAAGAGGCAAAAGCGAGAGUCCUAUUGAGCGCUGUUUUCCCGAAAAUAAUCCUAAUGUAUGUCCUAGCUACACUACGUUUCACAGAAGAAUCUGUAUUUCUUUGAAAGCGAGGGCUUAACGUUACAUAAACGGCCCGUGUUGACAAUUACCUGACAACCUUAAGACUGUUAAAACCAUAUCGCUUUAAGCUUUAUGUGUUUUUGUCCAUAAAUAGAUCCUAUUCAUGUCUGCCUUGCAAUUACACUACAGACUUCUGUUAAAGCCAGCAGAUAAUGGCAGGAAGCCGCUGCAAUACUGGAACAAAAUAGUUACAACAGGUCAACGAGAACUCGAGACUGUAUAUUUGUUUCAUACAAGCUGUUCGUUCUGCCAGGGAGCGCUUCGGUACGUUGCUAUUGUUAACACUUACCUAUGGA
Messenger RNA from Megalobrama amblycephala (Wuchang bream), 3652 nucleotides. RefSeq names its product membrane metallo-endopeptidase-like 1 (gene mmel1). NCBI's taxonomy places the organism in Eukaryota, Metazoa, Chordata, Actinopteri, Cypriniformes, Xenocyprididae. Gene Ontology annotation, molecular function: metalloendopeptidase activity. Gene Ontology annotation, cellular component: plasma membrane. Gene Ontology annotation, biological process: protein processing. The coding region runs from base 280 to 2577 and encodes 765 amino acids. The record is from RefSeq and is a predicted model, not a curated record. The transcript is spliced from 24 exons.